Lates calcarifer (barramundi perch) is the source of this 2128-nucleotide messenger RNA. It is a transcript of the gene dhps, whose product is annotated as deoxyhypusine synthase. Gene Ontology annotation, molecular function: deoxyhypusine synthase activity. The transcript has 10 exons. Lineage: Eukaryota; Metazoa; Chordata; Actinopteri; Centropomidae. Bases 172 to 1266 code for a protein of 364 amino acids. The record is from RefSeq and is a predicted model, not a curated record. Gene Ontology annotation, biological process: peptidyl-hypusine biosynthetic process. Gene Ontology annotation, cellular component: cytoplasm.
GUCAUGUUUGUUCCUUCACGCUCUCCGUAGUGGGAGCUAGCUCGCCAUAGGAGACUCAUGCGAUGUUUACAGGGAUAGAAAGUCUUCAAUAACCGUCUUUAUUGUGUUUGUUCACAGCCAUUUACUACUUAACCACCACCAUUACCUGACGUCUCUUCAAGAAGAGAAGAGAUGGCAGACCACGCCCCUUCUGUUGCCAUGGAGGCUGUCCUCAAACCCAGCUGCGACCUCCCAGAGGACAUGCCCAAAAUCAAAGGCUACGACUUCAACCAGGGGGUCGAUCUCCACGCGGUGCUGAAGUCCUACCUCACCACAGGCUUCCAGGCCAGCAGCUUGGGCUUGGCCAUCCAGGAGAUCAACCACAUGAUAGAGAAGCGUCUGGAGCCAGUGGAGGCUGAAGGAAAUGAGUGUAACGAGUCUGGCGAAUCCCCCCGCAACUCUGGCUGCACCAUCUUCCUGGGUUACACCUCCAACCUCAUCAGCUCUGGAGUCAGGGAGAGCAUCCGCUACCUGGCAGAGCACAAAAUGGUGGAUGUAAUUGUUACCACAGCUGGAGGCAUCGAGGAGGAUUUGAUCAAAUGUCUGGCUCACACGUACUUGGGAGACUUCAGCCUGCCUGGCAAGGAGCUCCGCCUGAGAGGAAUUAACAGAAUAGGGAACCUGUUGGUGCCAAAUGAUAACUACUGUAAGUUUGAAGACUGGCUGAUGCCCAUCCUGGACCAGAUGCUGUUGGAGCAGAACACAGAGGGCACCCGAUGGACUCCCUCCAAAAUGAUCCAUCGGCUUGGCAAGGAGAUCAAUAAUACUGAGUCUGUCUACUACUGGGCGUACAAGAAUAAUAUUCCAGUGUUCAGUCCUGCUCUGACUGACGGCUCUCUGGGCGACAUGAUCUACUUCCACUCUUAUAAGAACCCUGGCUUGGUUCUGGACAUAGUGGAAGAUAUCCGCAAGUUGAACAGCCAGGCGGUGUUUGCCAAAAAAACAGGAAUGAUCAUCCUGGGAGGAGGGCUGGUCAAACAUCACAUAGCCAAUGCUAAUCUCAUGAGGAACGGAGCUGACUAUUCGGUGUAUGUAAACACGGGUCAGGAGUUCGAUGGCUCUGACUCUGGGGCCAGACCUGAUGAAGCCAUAUCCUGGGGCAAGAUCAGAACAGAUGCCAAACCCGUCAAGGUGUAUGCAGACGCCUCUUUAGUCUUCCCACUGAUAGUGGCCGAGACCUUCGCUCUCCACGCGGACAAGCUGACCGCCGGAAAGAAAACAGAUUAAAUAGCUGCCUCCUUAAAUGCUCUGUUAGAAACAGCAACCAGCUUUGUUGCUCUGGUUCCUCCCUUUGUUUGUCUAAUUGAACAUAUGAGUUUGAUCUUCUGAACCUUUCCAUUGAAAAUACAUAGUUAGGACUUGGCAACUGUAAGAGGCGGCAUUGCGAUGUUGUCAUGCAUACAAUGCUGCAAUUGAGAACCUCAUUGAAUGGGAGGCGAUGGCGAGGGUUUCUUGUCUUAAUGUUUUCCAUACCAAUAUUUGCUUGUUUAAACAAGUACAGUUUUUUUUCCCUCUCUUAUCCCGAGCACGGGUAGCAUGCUAUAGCAUGUACCAAAGAGACUAUCGGGAAUGCAUCAGGUUUUAGCUCCAGAGUGUGUGUCUGACUGUGUGUGUGUGUGUGUGUGUGUGGUGUGUGUGUGUGUGUGUGUGUGUGUGUGUAAGCGAGAGAAUACAUAUGCACUUAUGAGGUGGUGUUUGUAAUUUAUUUCAGUUCAGCUGUGGCGAGGCAGCAUGUCACAUCACUUGAAUAUUACCUUAUUGCUUCUCAGUUUUUAUAUUCUCUAAAUCUUACCGUCGCUGUCACAGGAUGAGGGAUGUGCCUGUAUAGCUAAAUAAAUCAUUAAGUAAUCAUCUCCUCCUCCUCCUGCAUUUAAUGGGAUUUUAGCAAACUAUUACAAAUACUCUUUGUGCAGUAAGUGUGUGUGAGAAGGCCACAAGGGGUCCAUCAUGUGACAUGUCAUUUCACAUGACUGUGUUGGUGAUCUUUGUUAUAUAAAAGGAUGUUUGCAAUGUUUGCAUUACAGGGGCAUUGCUGAUCUAUGAUGAAAAAUAAUAUUUCAGAAUUUUAAAUAAAGUUUUAAACUCCUCA